AAACAUCAAUUUGAAAUUCUGCAAUCAUGUCUGGUCGUGGCAAGGGUGGAAAAGUCAAGGGCAAAGCUAAGACGCGCUCCAGCAGGGCCGGUCUUCAAUUUCCAGUGGGUCGUAUUCAUCGUCUCCUGCGUAAAGGAAACUAUGCAGAACGUGUCGGCGCUGGAGCCCCAGUGUACCUGGCUGCAGUCAUGGAGUAUUUGGCGGCCGAGGUUCUCGAGUUGGCAGGCAAUGCCGCUCGUGACAACAAGAAGACCAGGAUCAUACCAAGGCAUCUGCAAUUGGCCAUUCGUAACGACGAGGAGUUGAACAAAUUGCUCUCGGGAGUUACUAUUGCCCAGGGUGGUGUUCUCCCGAACAUCCAGGCAGUUCUGUUGCCGAAGAAGACCGAGAAGAGCAGCUCUUAA
Molecule: messenger RNA, 404 nt
Organism: Diachasma alloeum
Lineage: Eukaryota; Metazoa; Arthropoda; Insecta; Hymenoptera; Braconidae
Product: histone H2A
Exons: 1
Coding region: 27-404 (125 amino acids)
Cellular component (GO): nucleosome
Molecular function (GO): protein heterodimerization activity; structural constituent of chromatin; DNA binding
Source: RefSeq, a predicted model, not a curated record